UAGGUCCAAUAACAAUAAUUCUAUGGAUGAGCUAGUAGCUACUUUUCUUAUUUGAAGUGCUACUAGCUAGUUGUAUAUUUCUUUAAUUCUCUCCUAUUAUCAUCAGUUGAUCUCUUACCACAACUAUAUAAUUUAUCAACAUACAUUUUUUUUUCUUUUCAAAUAAAUUAACUAAAUCAAUGGCAUCAUCUUCUGCUUCUACGAGUACUUUACAGUUUCCUCGGUGGAACUACAAAGUCUUUCUAAGUUUUAGAGGUGAAGAUACUCGAAAAAUAUUUACAGGUCACCUCUUCAAAGGCUUGGAAAACAGUGGAAUAUUCACGUUUCAAGAUGAUAAAAGGCUAGAGCAUGGCGCAUCAAUACCAAAUGAACUCUUGAAAGCUAUCGAGCAGUCUCAAGUUGCUCUCGUCAUUUUCUCAAAGAAUUAUGCCACAUCUAGGUGGUGCUUAGAUGAGUUAGUGAAGAUCAUGGAAUGUAAGGAUCAAUGCGGACAAACUGUCAUACCAGUCUUCUAUGAUGUGGAUCCAUCACAUGUUCGGAAACAGAGGGAGAGCUUUGCUGAAGCCUUUGACAAACAUGAAACAAGCUAUAAGGAUGAUGAUGAAGGAAUGCUGAAGCUCCAAAGAUGGAGGAAUGCUCUAACUGCUGCCGCAAAUCUAAAAGGAUAUGAUGUCCGUGACGGGAUUGAAGCAGAGAAUAUUCAGCACAUUAUCGACCAAAUUUCUAAAUUGUGCAAUAGUGCUACUUUAUCUUCUUUGCGAGAUAUUGUGGGAAUAGAUACUCACUUGGAGAAAUUAAAGUCCCUACUUAAGGUAGGAAUUUAUGAUGUUCGGAUCAUAUUGGGGAUCUGGGGCAUGGGCGGUCUAGGGAAGACGACAAUAGCAAGAGCCAUUUUUGACACUUUAUCUCAUAAAUUUGAAGCUGCUUGUUUCCUUAUGGAUAUUAAAGAAAAUGAAAAAAGACAUCAACUGUAUUCUUUGCAAAACACCCUUCUCUCUGAAUUGUUAAGAAGAAAAGAUGAUUAUGUCAAUAAUAAGGAUGAUGGGAAGCGGAUGAUUCCGGACAAACUUUGCUCUAAGAAGGUGCUAAUUGUGCUUGAUGAUAUAGAUCAUAAAGAUCAUUUAGAGUAUUUAGCUGGUAAUCUUGAUUGGUUUGGUGAUGGCAGUAGAAUUAUUGUAACAACUAGAGACAAGCAUUUCAUAGAGAAGAAUGAUGUAAUAUAUGAAGUGACUGCACUACCUGAGAAGGAAUCCAUGCAAUUGUUCAAUCAACAUGCUUUCGGAAAAGAAUUUCCAAAUGAGCAUUUUAAGGAGCUUUCAUUGGAGGUUGUAAAUUAUGCUAAAGGCCUUCCUUUAGCCCUCAAAGUGUGGGGUUCUUUGCUGCAUAACCUAGGCUUAACUGAAUGGAAAAGUGCGAUAGAGCACAUGAAAAUUAAUUCUAAUUCGGAAAUUGUUGAAAAGCUCAAAAUCAGUUAUGAUGGAUUGGAGCCCAUCCAAAAAGAGAUGUUUCUAGAUAUAGCAUGCUUAUUGCGAGGGCAAGAAAAAGAUUACGCCAUGCAAGUUCUUGAGAGUUGUCAUAUUGGAGCUGAAUACACAUUGCGUAUUUUAAUUGACAAAUCUCUUGUGUUCAUCUCUGAAAAUGAUGAGAUUCAAAUGCACGACUUUAUAGAAGAUAUGGGUAAAUAUAUAGUGAACUUGCAAAAGAAUCCGGGAGAACGCAGCAGAUUAUGGCUCGCCGAGGAUUUUGAAGAAAUCAUGACCAAUAAUGCAGGGACCACAAUGGAAGCAAUCUUUCUUGCUAAUUUCAAUAAUGGUAGAUUACGCUUUAGCAAAAAGGCCAUGAAAAAUAUGAAAAGGCUUAGGAUAUUUAACAUUAAUGUCGACAUAUUUGAGGAGAGGUUGUCGCCCCGUUAUGCCAUUGAGUAUCUGCCCAACAACUUGCGUUGGUUUGUGUGGAAAAACUAUCCUUGGAAGUCAUUACCAUCUACAUUUGAACCCAAAAUGCUUGUUCACCUUGCACUCUCGGAUAGUUCACUGCGUUAUUUAUGGAUGAAAACAAAGCAUUUGCCGUCUCUACGGAGGAUAGAUCUCAGCGGGUCUAGAAGACUGAUGCGAACACCGGAUUUCACGGGGAUGCCAAAUUUGGAGUAUUUGAAUCUGUUUUGUUGUGAUAAUCUUGAAGAGGUUCAUCAUUCCCUGGGAUGUUGCAACAAACUCAUUCGGUUAGUUUUGUUUCAUUGUCGUCGCCUUAAGAGGUUUCCAUGUGUUAACAUGGAAUCUCUUGAAUAUCUGGAUUUAAUAUAUUGCUCUAGUUUAGAGAAAUUUCCAGAAAUACACGGGAGAAUGAAGCCGGAGAUACAGAUUCACAUGCGAAGCUCUGGGAUAAGGGAACUACCAUCCUCUAUUUUUCAAUACCAAACUCAUAUUACCGAGCUAAAUUUGAGUUAUAUGAAAAACCUUUUAGCUCCUCCAAGCAGCAUCUGUAGGAUGAAAAAUUUGGUUAUUUUAGAUGUGUCGGAGUGCUCAAAACUUGAAAGCCUGCCAGAAGAGAUAGGGGAUUUAGAAAACUUGGAAAAGCUUGAUGCCAGCUGGACUCUAAUUUCACGACCUCCAUCUUCCAUCGCACGCUUGAACAAACUUAAAGUAUUGGAUUUUGGAUUCGUACGGGAUAGAGUGCACUUUGAGUUCCCUCCAGUGGCUGAAGGAUUACGCUCAUUGGAAAUUCUGAAUCUCAGGUACUGCAAUCUAAUAGAUGGAGGACUUCCGGAAGACAUUGGAUCCUUAUCCUCUUUGAAAGAGUUGAAUCUCCAUGGAAAUAAUUUUGAGCAUUUGCCUCGAAGCAUAGCCCAACUUGGUGCUCUUCGAUCCUUAGACUUAUCAUAUUGCCAGAGGCUUACACGGCUACCAGAACUUCCCCCUAAAUUAAAUAUAUUGCAUGUUGAUUGUCAUAUGGCUCUGAAAUUUAUCCAUGAUUUAGUAACAAAGAGGAAGAAACAACAGAGGGUGAUAUUCAAACCACUGUAUUAUAAGGAUGAUGCACACAACGAUGCUAUAUAUAAUUUGUUUGCACAUGCUCUGUUUCAGAAUAUCUCUUCCUUGAGGCAUGACAUCUCUGCUUCAGAUUCAUUGUCCGAAAGUGUGUUUACCAUUGUGCAUAUUGAGAGGAAGAUCCCAAGUUGGUUCUUCUAUCAGGGAACGGAUAGUAGUGUAUCAGUUAAUUUGCCUGGAAAUUGGUAUAUACCUGAUAAAUUCUUGGGAUUUGCUGUAUGUUACUCUGGCAGAUUAGUUUACACUGCAACUCAAUUGAUUCCCGUAGGUAAUGACACAAUGUCGUGGAUGAUCCAGGAACUAUACUUAUCCAACCCUUCAGAAUCUGAUUCAGAAUAUUAUAUACGUUUUUUCUUUGUACCUUUUGCUGUCUUAUGGGAUACAUCUAAGGCAAAUGGAAAAACACCAAAUGACUAUGGGAUUAUUAGGCUAUCUUUUUCUGGAGUAAUGAAGAAGUAUGGACUUCGUUUGUUGUAUAAAGAUGAACACCAUGACACCCUGACCGAUGCAGCCAGUUCCUGUCGCAUACUGUAAUAACAUUAGAAACAAAGGUCACAUUCUAAUGAAAGUAAUUUGCAAGUGUGGAAACCCUUUGCUCUAAAGCCGGUAGCAUUGCCUAUGAAGAGCAUAUGUUUCCUUUGUUUGUAGCAGAACAACUAGACUGUUGGCCUGAGAAAGAGAUUCACGAGAGAACUAACUUGGGUAGACUUUCAAAAACCAAUUCAGAUGAAUGUUCGCGAAGCAAGAAAGCUGUGCCACAAUGGAUGGAUGAAAGAAGCCUUGGAACUAUUAGCAAGCGGACCAAAGGGGAACUAUUUCUAGGAAUCAAACAUACUUCCAGCAGUCGAGCAACUAUUCUUCAUUUGGGAUGUAGAGCUCAACUAGUCUUGUAUUCUCUCCAUCAGAAGUUGCUUGUCGUAAUGAUCAUGCUCUAACUUUAGCAAUACACUUUUGCAGGGCCAUUUUCAUAUCUGUACCAAGUUAAAUGUGGAGGUUCAGUUUAGUAUAUAUAGAGGGAGUAAAACAUCUUCUUAAAUA
Messenger RNA from Nicotiana tabacum (common tobacco), 4085 nucleotides. RefSeq names its product TMV resistance protein N. NCBI's taxonomy places the organism in Eukaryota, Viridiplantae, Streptophyta, Magnoliopsida, Solanales, Solanaceae. The record is from RefSeq and is a predicted model, not a curated record. Gene Ontology annotation, biological process: defense response; signal transduction. Gene Ontology annotation, molecular function: ADP binding; protein binding.